Molecule: messenger RNA, 3023 nt
Organism: Oreochromis niloticus (Nile tilapia)
Lineage: Eukaryota; Metazoa; Chordata; Actinopteri; Cichliformes; Cichlidae
Product: proline-rich protein 36-like
Exons: 2
Coding region: 462-3023 (853 amino acids)
Source: RefSeq, a predicted model, not a curated record
AGGGUUCCUGGGUCGUUGACCCAGUGCUUUCAGUUUUGUUCAUGUUCAGUUUAUUUUGCCACUUCCAUGUUCUCACUUCCUGCUUUUCCUGUGUCAGCUCGUCUCGUGUCAUUAGCCAGAUUAUGUUCAGCUGUGUACUCACCGGUUUCUAAUCACUCAUCAUUCAGCCUGUGUAUUUAUGUUCCUCAGUUCACCCAGUCCAGUGUCGUGUCAUUGAUGUUCGUAUGAUGUUAUUGUUAUGUUGUUCUCGUCGCUGUUAAGUUGUCCUCUGUUCAGUUCCGUCAGGUCAGCCAGUCAGUGUUUCAUUCAUUCAUUCAGUCAGUCGUCCUGCCAGUCAGCCGUUUCCUACUUCCGUUCUGCUUGUUCAUUCCACCGGCAAUAAAUACCAACCUUCACCUACCUACCUGUGAGUCCAGCGUUUGGGUCCUCCUUCUCUCAUCCACGACACUAAUCCUGACAGAAUGACACGACCCCGCGUUGUGGACCCAGCGGACUCGGACCUUUUCGAGCGGCAGGAGGCAGCGCUCUCCAUUUGGACGGAGAAGCUCAAGGGGAAACAGCGGCUCUUCGCGGAGCAAGAGCACAUCUUCGAGGGAACUCGCCUGGCUCUGGGCGGGCCUCGGAGACGCCGCGUUCCCCCACCUGCUGCCUCACCUGCACCGGAGCACUCGCCGCGGAGAGUGGACGUUUCACGCCGCGCUGCGGCCGUUCCCUCUCUCGCGGGUCCGCUCCUCGCUCACACGCCAUCUGCCUCACUCACCGGCUCUUCCACUUCGCCACGGCACAGCGGCUACGCCUCCCACCUCGGCUCAACGGAGGCUACCGCGCCAGAGGCUCAUCUGUUUACCCCGCCCGCUUCCUCUUCCCAGAGAAAGCGGCGUUCACGCCGUCAUAAAACGGACUAUUCCCAGCAACUCCCGGCGGUGAGUCCCAGUGACUGUUUGCCACUUUCCUCAUUUGAUCCGUCACAUAAAGUAAAUAAUAGACUCAUCUCCGAUCCAUGGGGAACUUCCCUUUUAGACGAUGAUGUGGACUGGGAAGACUUUUUCUGCUCUGCUUCCCCAAAGACAGCUCAGUUAAAGACUGUAAAUAGUGGUGGCGGAAGGACCAGACUUAAUCCCGAUAGACAUGUCAAUAUCACUCACCCCGUCAGUAUUUCCACUCCUAUCAGCCAGCCUACACCCACACCUGUGCCAGCUCCCAGGAGGAGGGCAGCUGUGACCCAGCCUACCUCCACACCCGCUCCUGUUUCUCGGGUGGGGGUGACUGGUGUCCAGCCACCUCCCGUGCCUGUCCCAGCGCCUAGGCUGAAGGCAGCUAGAACCCAGCCUGACCUCCCUAGAGUCUCGGAAGAGCUAGCCUCUCCAUCUAGUACUUCACCUCUUCAUCCACCUCCUGACCCAGCCUUUCACGCCCUCGCAUUAUCACUGGUUAAGCUAGCCGAGGUUUCUCCUGCUCAGGCACCAGCUUUACUAGCCCAGGCUAUAGCUUUAUCUCCCUCAUUAGCACAGUCUAUAGCUCAACCACCAGCCACAUCAACCACAGCUCCGUCAUCAGCCUCACCCACCUCUAUUCAUCCCUUAGCAUCCCCACUCCAGUCAGCUCCCUCUCCUGCUGUUCAGCCCCCGGUCCAGCCAGUUUACUCCCCUGCAGCUCAGUCACCUGCUCUUGUCCAGUCACCUGCAGCUCAGGCUGCUCCUGUCCAGUCACCUGCAGCUCAGGCUGCUCCUGUCCAGUCACCUGCAGCUCAGGCUGCUCCUGUCCAGUCACCUGCAGCUCAGUCUCCUCCCGUUCUCCAGUCACCUGUAGCUCAGUCUCCUCCCGUUCUCCAGUCUCCUGUAGUUCAGUCUGCUCCCGUCCUCCAGUCUCCCGUAGUUCAGUCUGCUCCCGUCCUCCAGUCUCCCGUAGUUCAGUCUGCUCCCGUCCUCCAGGCCCCCGUAGCUCAGUCUCCUGUCCUCCAGUCUUGUCCUCUCCAGCCUGUCCAGUCUGUCAUCCAGUCUUGUCCUCUCCAGCCUGUCCAGUCUGUCAUCCAGUCUUGUCCUCUCCAGCCUGUCCAGUCUGUCAUCCAGUCGCCCGUCCUCCAGUCGGUUCAGUCACCCGUUCUCUCACCUUCUGUAGUCCAGUCACUCAUUCACCAUCCAUUUCAGUUCCCGGACCCGAAGCCACAGCAUCCAGAGCCAGCUGUGAGCUCUCCUGCUCCUCAGCCAGGGGUUUCCGCACCCGCUGGCCCAGCCUGUCUCCAGCCAGAGGCCUCCGCGCCUCCUGGCCCAGCCUGUCUCCAGCCAGAGGCCUCCGCGCCUCCUGGCCCAGCCUGUCUCCAGCCAGAGGCCUCCGCGCCUCCUGGCCCAGCCUGUCUCCAGCCAGAGGCCUCCGCGCCUCCUGGCCCGGCCUCGGCCUCACCUUCUGCCUCGCCUGGCCCGGCCUCGGCCUCACCUUCUGCCUCGCCUGGCCGGCCUCGGCCUCACCUUCUGCCUCGCCUGGCCCGGCCUCGGCCUCAGCUUCAUCUGCUCCAUCACCGCCGGCUCCCAUGCAGUCGCCUGGCACAGCCUUGGCCUCGGCUUCUGCUCCGCCUGGUCCAGACUCAGCUUCGCCUGGUCCUGCGGCUGCCACGCCGCCGCCCGAGCCUGCACCUCGGAAUCGCUGGCCACUUUCCAGGCCAACAGCUGGACGUCAUCGCCAGCGUGGUCGACCACCGGACCUCCUCCUCAGUGGCCGCCGCCGCCUUCCUCGCGGCCGCCCACCGGACCUCCUCCUCAGUGGCCGCCGCCGCCGCCUUCCUCGCGGCCGCCCACCGGAUCACCUCCUCAGUGGCCGCCGCCGCCUUCCUCGCGGCCGCCACCGGACCGACUUCAGCGUCGCCGCCUUCCUCGCGGCCGCCACCUGAACUGUCCGGGCUCAGCCACUGGCCACGUGGCCGCCCACCUGAACUGUUUUUGUUGUGGACUCCGUCCCUCCGUCCUGGGCCCCUCCGCCCACCCUGUUCUGGUUUUUCUUUCUUUUGGCCGUCGGGUGCCGGCCUUUGA